AUGGAGGGUGCCACAGCUACUGCCGGGAGAGCAAUGAUGAACGGUGGAGAUUUGUCCAGGAGAUUAUCUGCCCGUCCGAUUCCGAAGAGGGGUCAGGUGAAGAUGGGAAUUGUGGUGGGAUUAGCCAAUUCUGUGGCUUCCAUCUUUGGUCCUCACCGCCGUCCAUCAAUGCACAGCCAGUCAAGGAACAACUCCUAG
Messenger RNA from Prunus armeniaca (apricot), 198 nucleotides. NCBI's taxonomy places the organism in Eukaryota, Viridiplantae, Streptophyta, Magnoliopsida, Rosales, Rosaceae. The record is from the annotation of a GenBank genome assembly.